ACUCACUUGCAGCUGUAUUCAAUGUGUCAUUUCCAAGUGUGCAAAGCAACUCUGCAAGUUUUAGAACUAAUCAACCUUUUGUUCAGAUCUAGUGAAACAGGAAUGUCUUUUGGAAGGGUUCAAAGAUAAAUUCAGGUCAGUGUAGAAAAUAUAAAAUCAUUUUAUUGAAAUACUGAAAAGUAUAACAUCAUUUCAUAAAUAGCCUGGACUGCCUUUUGUCAUUUGCUACCAAACCUCAAAACUGUGCCGCAGAAGUAUAAGUGUUGAGAAGUACACAAAGAGAAAGGGAGAAUGUAUGGCUUAAUAUUUAUGUGUGAAUCUUUGAUGAGCAUAUUUUAUUUGGUUAUGUAUGUAUUUGGUUAUAUAUGUCUUUCUUUUUAAUGUUAUGGCUUCUAGAAAUACAGGAUAUAAAAGUUCUCUUCAUACAGGAAAAAGAGCUGAACAACAAUGCUGAGGUUUGCUGUCACCCUCUUUGCUGUCAUAAUGUCAUCCACCUGCCGAAAGUUUGGAUGUCUGGAAGGGAACACCCACAAACUGAAGCCAAGUCCUGAGCCAAAUAUGCGUGAAUGCACUCUGUACUCUAAAUCUUCCUGUUGCUAUGCAGACUUCACAGUGCAAUUGGCUCGUUCCCCGGUAAUUAAAGUAAGCAACAGCUACUGGAACAGAUGUGGGCAGCUCAGUAAACCCUGUGAAGAUUUCAUGAAGAAAAUUGAGUGUUUUUACCGGUGUUCUCCAUAUGCUGCUCGCUGGAUCCAUCCCAGCUACACUGCUGCUAUUCGGUCUGUUCCACUGUGUCAAAACUUUUGUGAUGACUGGUAUGAAGCCUGCAAAGAUGAUUCCACAUGUGUUCGUAACUGGCUGACAGACUGGGAAAGGGAUCGAAGUGGAGAAAACCACUGUAACAAUAAAUGUAUUCCAUACAGUGAGAUGUACACAAAUGGGACUGACAUGUGCCAGAGUAUGUGGGGGAAGUCAUUUAAGGUGAGCAAGUCCUCUUGCCUCUGCUUGCAAAUGAACAAGAAGGACAUGGUGGCAAUCAAGUAUCUCCUCUCCAAGAGCUCAGAGGAAAGCUCCAGCAGCAGCAGCUCCAGCAGCAGCAGCAGCAGCAGCAGCAGCAGCAGCAGCAGCAGCAGCAGCAGUGAGGAGCAUGCCUGCCAAAAGAAGCUCCUGAAGUUUGAGAAACUAAAGGGAGAGGAAAAGGAACAUACAAGAUAAAUGCUGGUGGAUGUAUGUCAGGACAAGAGAAAUCACCAUGGAGGCUGGGCUCAGGGCACUACGCCAGCCUGCUUUAUCCCUUAUUUCCUAGAACAUAAUAAAUCAAUGGCUGGUUAUAUUAAUCUUCCUCUGAUGUUUUUGCAUCUGCAUCACAAAGCUCCCAGACAGGUUAGCACAGGUGUAAUCUUGUGACUUGAACUGAAGAGCGAGAAGCCUGAAGGUAACAUCUAGGAGUUCACUUUCAAAGAGGAGAGGCACAGGCAGCUCCUGCUUACUUAAGGUGGAACGGUGAGAACUAGAGAGCUUUGAAAGGCCAUGCCAGUAAUGCACCAAAUCUUCAGCCCAAACCCUUGAUUAGCAUAGGCACACAGCACUCCUGUCACGAGUUCCUCCGUGCCUGGCACUGCUCAGAUGAAAAAGAAAUGCUGCAGGCAGAAAUAGGUCAGUGAGCCUGGCUACUGACCACUAAAAGUGUAGUUAUUUUGUAUCUCAAAAACAUUUUCACAAAACAGGGGGUUGUGGUCUACUAGAUAAAUCCCUGGAUCCAUACAUUGCCAGAAUACAGUAUGCAGUCUGUUGCAGUGGGCUUUUUUCUUAAGCAACAGCAGUACAAAAGACUCCUGCAUAUGAAUUUGAAGCAUAAUUCUAGUGCAAUUAAUCUCACUGAAUGAUUCCAAACAGAAUGUUCCCUGAUUAUCAAAUGGAAGUGUCAGAGAAGGCCCCAAUCAGGUUUCUCCCAUCAGCAAUUCAGCUUCCCACCAUCACUGUUACAAUCAAACUAAAACCAAAAUCUGCAGCAGUCCCAGAGGGACUCACCAAGUAAGGAGAAAUGAAGUCCUGCUUUCAGUUAUGCAUCCACACCCCCUCUGACAUGGCUGCAGAGUGGCAGGUCAGUGCCAUUCUCUACAGCCUUUCACAGUGGUAUCCCCAGGAAAACCAUGAGAAGGAUUUAGCUG
Molecule: messenger RNA, 2171 nt
Organism: Pezoporus flaviventris
Lineage: Eukaryota; Metazoa; Chordata; Aves; Psittaciformes; Psittacidae
Product: riboflavin-binding protein-like
Exons: 5
Coding region: 448-1215 (255 amino acids)
Cellular component (GO): external side of plasma membrane
Molecular function (GO): riboflavin transmembrane transporter activity; signaling receptor activity; riboflavin binding
Source: RefSeq, a predicted model, not a curated record